Messenger RNA from Cyprinus carpio (common carp), 1321 nucleotides. RefSeq names its product trypsin-3-like. The transcript is spliced from 6 exons. The record is from RefSeq and is a predicted model, not a curated record. NCBI's taxonomy places the organism in Eukaryota, Metazoa, Chordata, Actinopteri, Cypriniformes, Cyprinidae. Gene Ontology annotation, biological process: proteolysis. Gene Ontology annotation, molecular function: serine-type endopeptidase activity. The annotation marks the transcript as partial.
CCUUCAGUACUGCUUUUCACGCUCACGUUAGCCAUGGUCAUGCUGCUGUUUCUGGUGCUGUUGAAACUCAUCCCAGCCAACUGUCUGGACUUUGUUCAGGGGCGCAUUGUUGGCGGAUAUACCCCCUCGCCAAAUUCAAUCAAAUACAUUGUAUCAUUACAGAGCUCAAACGGUCAGCACUUCUGUGGCGGAUCUCUUGUCCAUAAGUCCUGGGUGCUUACAGCUGCCCACUGCAAUAUUGGGUGUAUUGUUAAUGAGACUUACAGGAUGUACAGUAUGGCAGGAGACUUGAUGGCCAAGUCUGUGGGUGAGUCGAAAGCCAGACGAAGAAAUACUGUUAUUCAACUCAUGUCCUCUACAAAAGAGUCACUGUGUAUAACAAGAAAUCAGAUAUCAAGCAUAACUAUCUGUUUCUUCACUGUUGCUUACGUAUGUGUUAGAAUAUCAUCCCAUUUUUUUCAGAGGGUCUUUACUGUAUUCUUCUUUGUUUUUAAGAUGGAUCAGAUGAUGGUGGUGGCUGGAGACUAUACUUUAGGUGCUUAUGAGGGGACAGAGCAGUACUCCAAGCCUCUGUUGCUUAACCUGCACCCUCAGUACAACAGGAGCACAAAUAAUGCAGAUAUUUUGCUCAUACAGCUUAGUGCGCCCAUAGAGCUGAACAGGUACGUGUCCCUCGCCCCACUCCCCAAACAGAACGCAGGGCUGCUGGCGGGCAGGGUGUGCCAGGUGUCUGGAUGGGGCUCCAUCAGCCACAGCGGAGGUUUGAUGCCCCUCACCCUGCGUACAGUCAAACUCCCCAUUGUCUCCACCUCCAAGUGCAACAGCAGUAACUCCUUUAGUGGAAACAUCACAACAAACAUGAUCUGCGCUGGGUCCAGCACAGGAGGAAAAGAUGCGUGUAAGGGAGACUCCGGAGGGCCGCUGGUGUGUGAUGGACGUGUUUAUGGCCUGGUCUCUUGGGGAAAUGGCUGUGGAGAUUCUAGGUUUCCAGGGGUUUAUACGGCUGUGUCCAGGUUCCGCAGGUGGAUUGACCAGACAAUAUACAACCCAUAUUCACAAUGCCUUAAGUCAGCCGGUCUUUUCAGCAGGGAAGACUAAACUUCUGUGUGCUUUCUCCAAUACUUGCAUUCAUAUUCAAUAUUUGUACCACAUCUUAAAUUAUUAUGUGGUUCAUCUGUGGUUGAAAUGACAGUGAUAGAAUAUUAUAUUUGACACAUUUUCCUAAUAAAAUAAUUUAUGCACACUAAACACUUUUGUAUAACUACAGAAUUACAGCUGAAAUUAUACACUAUAGAAAACUCAAUUCAUGAAUAGUAAUUGU